GUGGUAUUCCUCUUCUGUGUCCCAGAAAGAAACUGUGUGUAAGCCAUAGCAGGAUUUCUUUGUACUACUGAGGCAGACCUGCCUGUUGUACUAAGUGUCAUUGAGAACAAUUGCUUCCAGCUUGUGACCCAACAGUUCUGGACAGAGAACAUGUCUCUGAGUAUAGAACCAUCACUACAGCCACCCAGAGGGGUUUUCCCCUAAUUCACUUCUAUGACAAUUAUUAAUAUUCCUAAUGUCAGUGACACAUUCAAGAGAUGGAAGUGUCUUUCUACAAUGUUUAGUUACAUGAAAGCAAUAUUCAAGAGCUGCUGAUUCAUUUUGUUCAAGUUGUUGAACGCACAUUGAGCAUAAUAACCAAGGCAACAUAUUUGCUUUUUCCUGGUAAAGUGAAAAAAGGCCCCGCAUCAUUAUUCUAUAUCUGUCAAUUAUAAAACUGAAAAAUUGUAAGUCUUCAGAUCAAAAGAUUAACAGGAAAUAACAAAUUUGUAUGUUAUAACAAAUGUGUAUGUAGAUGCCCUUUAUUUGUUUAAAGCUGCUAAAAGGAGAUCAGAGUACAUAGAUCUGAUUGGGGUGCAGUGUAGGGGAGACGAGGAUAGUUGAUGCAUAUAUCUUCAUGUAAGCUACAUUGGUUUCAAGCUAACAUACACCUGUAUAUUUGUAUUUUAUUUUAAGAAAACAAAUUCUAUGUUGUAUGUUGUGUUUGCACUGUCUGUUUUCAUAAGGCCAACUGGCUAAUCAAUAAAAUUGUUUGGUAUUUGGUGUAUGUGGGUGUUUCCAGGUUCUGGACAAAGAUUUUGUUUCAUUCAACUCAAAUUAUAGCACAAGGCUCAUAUGUGAUUAUUCAGAAGCUUUCUGGUACAAAUCAGCUGGAAGGAAGAGUGGUUAACCCGCUAUCCAAAACUUUUAAAUUAAGGUUAUUGUACACUGUGUUCAGUGAGAAAUAAGGAGUCCUAAUGGCUGCAGCAACAUUCAGCCACAGGGUGGCAAUAUAGGCCAAUAGAUAACUGAAAACAGAAUUUUCAUGUGCAAAGCAAUUCACAGAGAACUGUGGGCAGAAUUAUUCCAGAAGGGGGAUCGCUAACCUUUGUAUGAAAAAAGAUCAUGUUCAGUGGAUUACUCCAAUUAGCAGAAGAAAAUUAAUUUCUUCAUCAGACAAAGUCCUUACAUUUGCAUCAGAAAUUGAAACAAAAAGGAUUGAGAGCAAGAGAUUUGAACCAUGGAAGACUACUUCAAGAAUCAACAAGUUUGAAAUUCCCGAGAACGUUCCCACAAAGACAAGAUUCCCCUUGGAAUCUGCCCGGGAUGAGGACCUGGGAGAAAACAGCAUCCAAAACUACACCCUCAGUCCCAAUGAAUAUUUUCACCUAGGUCUGGAAAGCAAUACUGAUGGAAGCAAAUAUGUAGAUCUCAUCCUAGAGAAAGCACUGGACAGAGAGAAAGAGCCACAUUUGGAGCUGACACUUACAGCUGUUGAUGGAGGAGUACCCCAGAGAAUGGGCACAAUUCAAAUUAAUGUUAAUGUUCUGGAUAAUAAUGAUAACUUUCCUGAAUUUACUCAGUCUGAGUACAAAGCAAUAUUGAAGGAAAACUGUCCAAGGAAUACUUUGGUAUUGAGAGUAGAAGCCAGAGAUUUGGAUUUUGGAUCAAAUGCUCAAAUCACCUACUCAUUCUAUCGAAUACCUGAAAAAAUUCAUAAUUUGUUCAAUUUGAAUGAAAUGACUGGAGAAAUCACUGUUUUGGGAGAAAUUGAUUAUGAAAAAGAAACCAAUUAUGAAAUGACUAUUAAAGCAACAGAUGGAGGUGGUCUUUCAGGGCACUGCAAGGUCCUGGUGGAAGUUGAGGAUAUGAAUGACAAUGCCCCAGAAGUUUCAGUCAUAUCAAUCAACAGCCCUUUGCCAGAGGAUUCUCCACUUGAGACACUCGUUGUCCUUUUUAGUGUCAAAGACCAAGACUCUGGAGACAAUGGCCAAACUCUUUGUUCUCUGGAUAUGAAUUUGCCCUUUGUAUUAAAAGUUACUACAAAUAACUUUUACCAGCUUCUAAUUCAAAGUGCCCUGGACAGAGAGAAGGUUGCAGAAUACAAUGUCACCAUCACAGCAAUUGAUCGUGGAUCUCCUAGGCUCACCUCAACAAGAAUUAUUCAUGUGCAGAUCUCAGAUGUCAAUGACAAUGCUCCAGUAUUUGAAAAGUCUUUGUUUGAAAUGUGGAUACAAGAAAAUAACAUUCCAGGACUACUUAUUGGGUCAGUUCAGGCUGUUGAUUUGGAUACAGAACAGAAUGGCAAACUGUCCUACUCUCUUUUACCUGGGAAUAUUGGUGGUGGUCCCGUAGCCUCUUACAUCUCCAUCAACUCUGAAACAGGAAACAUGUAUGCCCUUCGAUCUCUAGACUAUGAGAAAAUUAAAGAUUUCAAAGUUACAGUGAAGACAACGGACAGUGGUAAUCCGCCCAUGAGCUCAGAUGUAAUUGUUCAUGUCAUUGUUACAGAUGAAAACGACAAUGCUCCCUUCUUUCUGUAUCCCCUUCAGAACAGUACAUCCCCCUGCAAUGAGUUGCUUCCCAAGAUGGCAGAGGCUGGUUACCUGAUCACCAAAGUGGUGGCUGUGGAUGGAGAUUCUGGUCAGAACUCUUGGCUUUCCUUUGAACUCCUGAAGGCCACAGACCCAGGUCUUUUCAGCAUAGGAGCCCAGAAUGGAGAACUGAAAACCAGAAGACCACUCACUGAGAAAGAUACCAACAAACAGAGGCUUGUUAUUGCAGUCAGAGACAAUGGUGUUCCUCCUCAAACAAGCACUGCAAUGCUCAAUAUUCUUCUGGUUGAUGGCUUUUCUGAUCCUUACUUGAAGGUGGUGGAUGUCCGUCAGCAGGACCCUGAAGAUGAGGGAACCUUGACAAUGUAUUUGGUGAUCUGCCUGGCAUCUGUCUCUUUUGUAUUUCUCCUUUGUAUUGUUUCCUUUGUUGGGAUCAAGUUGUGCAAGAAAGACCACGGAAGCAGUUUUAUUGUUGCUCCUCCUCACUUCCCGCCCGCUAUUCCAGAGAAUGGUACCGAUUCUCAGAGUGGAUCACUUUCCAGGAAUUAUCAAUAUGAUGUGUGUUUAACCAAUGGAUCCCUGACCAGUGAAUUCAGAUUUCUUCGACCUCUCAUUCCUGUUUUUUCUGUGGCGGAUCCAAACAUAGCUGUGAACAACAAUAGCUCUUCUGCUUCCCAAAACCUUCCAGAGUGUUUGGAUGACAAUAAAGCCAGUGAGCAGGUGAGAAAUUAGUAUAAUAGGGCUUGUAUUUUCCUUGGUCAUCAGUCAUAAUUGACAUUUCUUUCAU
This is a messenger RNA of Anolis sagrei ordinatus, 3321 nucleotides long. Lineage: Eukaryota; Metazoa; Chordata; Lepidosauria; Squamata; Anolidae. The record is from RefSeq and is a predicted model, not a curated record.